GCGAACACACACACACUCACACACACUGACACGCCAGCGAGCUGCUGGUCGCUCAAUGGACCGAUUUCCCUGCUUCCCCUGAUCCCAGCCCAGCCCGGGAUGAGAAAUUGCAAAAUGGCCCGGGUCGCCAGUGUGCUGGGACUGGUCAUGCUCAGCGUCGCCCUGCUGAUUUUAUCGCUCAUCAGCUACGUGUCCCUGAAAAAGGAGAACAUCUUCACCACUCCCAAGUACGCCAACCCAGGGGCGCCCCGAAUGUACAUGUUCCACGCGGGAUUCCGGUCACAGUUUGCGCUGAAGUUUCUAGAUCCGUCAUUUGUGCCCAUUACGAAUUCUCUGACCCACGAACUCCAAGAGAAACCUUCUAAGUGGACAUUUAAUCGGACAGCGUUUUUACAUCAAAGGCAAGAAAUUCUUCAGCAUGUCGAUGUAAUAAAAAAUUUUUCUUUGACCAAGAAUAGUGUUCGGAUCGGACAACUGAUGCACUAUGAUUAUUCCAGCCAUAAAUAUGUUUUCUCUAUUAGCAAUAACUUCCGAUCACUGCUUCCAGAUGUGUCACCCAUUGUGAAUAAGCAUUUUAAUAUUUGUGCUGUGGUUGGAAAUAGUGGGAUCCUGACAGGGAGCCGGUGUGGACAAGAAAUAGAUAAGUCAGAUUUUGUUUUCCGUUGCAAUUUCGCCCCUACGGAGGCUUUCCAAAGAGAUGUUGGAAGGAAAACCAACCUCACCACCUUCAACCCCAGCAUUCUGGAAAAAUAUUACAACAAUCUCUUGACCAUUCAGGACCGUAACAACUUUUUCCUCAGUUUAAAAAAGCUCGAUGGGGCCAUUCUUUGGAUCCCUGCAUUUUUCUUCCAUACUUCAGCAACUGUUACCAGGACAUUAGUUGACUUUUUUGUUGAACACAGAGGUCAGUUAAAGGUCCAAUUGGCUUGGCCUGGAAAUAUAAUGCAACAUGUCAACAGGUACUGGAAAAACAAACAUUUGUCACCCAAACGGCUGAGCACAGGUAUUCUUAUGUACAGCCUUGCAUCAGCAAUAUGUGAAGAGAUCCACUUGUAUGGAUUUUGGCCUUUUGGAUUUGACCCCAACACAAGGGAAGAUCUUCCAUACCAUUACUAUGACAAAAAAGGAACCAAAUUUACCACCAAGUGGCAGGAGUCACACCAGCUGCCUGCCGAGUUCCAGCUGCUGUACCGAAUGCAUGGGGAAGGGCUCACCAAGCUGACUCUGUCACACUGUGCCUAAGACUUUGAACAGAAAGUGCCAAAUGGCCAUUUAAAAAGUGCCCCAAAUCAAAUGGAAUAGUCUUCAGAAUAGAACCCUAGAGAAUUCCUUAUAAAGAUUGUCUGCCAUUUAAAAGGAAAGAUGUCUCUCCCUCUUUUGCACUGCUCUUUUAAGGGUCUUGGCAAGACAAACGAAGCCACACGACUCAAACUUGAUUGAUAAAGGGAAUGUUGCAUUUGGAACUAUGCUGCUAAUGAAAUGGUUUGAAGUAUUUUCGUGUUUGUAUUUUGAUAAUAAACUGCCUCCCGUUUUUUAUGAGGACUAGAGCUGUAGUUCCCGCAGCUUUGAGAUACAGUCCUCAUAGUCACAGGCCUCUGGCCAGUUUGGGCAGGAUUUCAGUUUUGCCUGGGUGGGAUCAGACUCUUCAAAACGGAAACAAACAAAAAUCGUUGGCAUAUCUCCUCUCUCACUCUCUCU
Messenger RNA from Mirounga angustirostris (Northern elephant seal), 1698 nucleotides. RefSeq names its product ST8 alpha-N-acetyl-neuraminide alpha-2,8-sialyltransferase 3 (gene ST8SIA3). Bases 100 to 1242 code for a protein of 380 amino acids. The record is from RefSeq and is a predicted model, not a curated record. The transcript is spliced from 4 exons. Gene Ontology annotation, biological process: N-glycan processing; oligosaccharide metabolic process. Gene Ontology annotation, molecular function: alpha-N-acetylneuraminate alpha-2,8-sialyltransferase activity. Lineage: Eukaryota; Metazoa; Chordata; Mammalia; Carnivora; Phocidae.